AUGUCGCUCGCCGGAGAGACAGCGGCACCUUCAAGAGAAAGUUCGGAGUACGAGCAGAACACCGCGGAGAGAGAUGUCGAGAAGGCCAUGAUACCAGAAGAAGAAGUACAGAAGGAUGAACCUGAAAAACUUAAAGAUCAAGAUGACAUAGGCAGCGAGCUAGAGAAACAUCUUUCCCGUAAGAGCACGCGAAAGCAUCACCUAGCGCCAGAAGUCUUCCCAUUGAUGGACUUGGAGAACAACCUGGUCGGAUGGGACUUCCAGGAUGAUCCUUUAAAUCCUCGUAAUUUCCCAGAGAAUAGGAAGUGGUUUAUCAUGACACUUAUAUCGGCGAUCACAUUCUUGUGCCCGUUGACAUCGUCAAUUUUUGCUCCGGCUGUCAGCUUCAUGAAUGCGGACUUCCACAAUACGUCACAAAUUCUGGGGGCUUUCGCAGUGAGCGUCUUCGUACUGGGUUUCGCGGUUGGCCCUCUGCUGCUGGGUCCUUUGUCCGAAAUAUACGGUCGUCGUAUCGUUCUGAACGGAGCAAACGUCAUCUUUUGUGCAUUCGACCUCGGAUGUGCGCUAGCACCCAACCUCAGCGCACUCAUUGUAAUGCGAUUUCUCGGUGGCGUAGGCGGAUCAGCUUGUCUGACUGUUGGCUCCGGUGUCAUUGCGGAUCUCUUUCCUGCCGAACAGCGCGGCAAAGCGAUGGCCGUUUACUCCACCGGUAUCUUGUUCGGACCUGUGCUAGGUCCAAUCUUGGGUGGCUUCAUCGCACAACAAGCUGGCUGGCGCUGGGUUUUCUGGGUCGUAUUCAUCGCAAGCUGUUGCAUUGCUAGUGGCCUGUUCAUCUUGUACCGCGAAACGAACCAUGUGGUCAUACUGGACUGGAAGACGGCAAAACUGAGGAAGGAGAUGAAUCGUCCUGAGCUGCAGAACGUCAUGACAUAUCAGAAAGAUGCUGCGGCACGCUCGCCUGCGACUGUGCUUAAGCAGGGUAUCAUUCGCCCGCUCAAGAUGCUUACCAGGUCGCCCAUCGUCUUCUUCCUCAGUAUUUACGUGGCAUUCAUUUUUGGACUGCUAUACCUACUAUUCACGACGAUCACAGAAGUUUACAUCACAACUUAUGGCUGGUCUCCGCAACUCUGCGGUCUCGCCUACCUUGGCCUCGGCGUUGGCUUUUUCGUAGGACUCAUCUUCGUGGCACGGACGUCAGAUGCCACCAUCAUCAAACUCACCAAAAAGCACGGUGUCUACGAGCCGGAGUAUCGUCUGGCGCCUUGUCUUAUGUUUGGUUUCUUCAUCCCCAUCUCGUUCUUCUGGUAUGGAUGGUGCGCGUAUUACAAAGUUCAUUGGAUUGUUCCAAUCAUCGGCCUAAUACCCUUCGGCUUUGGCUCCAUGGGUGUCUUCAUGCCAAUCCAGACAUACAUGGUCGAUUCGUACCCACAGUACGCUGCUUCCGCUAUGGCAGCUAUGACCUGCGUGCGUAUGCUAUUCGGCGCCGUGUUGCCGCUUGCGGGUCCGAGUAUGUAUCGCAGUCUGGGAUUGGGAUGGGGAAACAGUCUCCUAGGUUUCGUGGCUGUGGGAAUGAUUCCUGUUCCCGCGUUGAUAUUCAAGUACGGAACGCAGCUGCGGAAGAAGAGUCCGCUCAAAUUGUGA
Messenger RNA from Didymosphaeria variabile, 1641 nucleotides. RefSeq lists its product as uncharacterized. Lineage: Eukaryota; Fungi; Ascomycota; Dothideomycetes; Pleosporales; Didymosphaeriaceae. Gene Ontology annotation, molecular function: transmembrane transporter activity. Gene Ontology annotation, cellular component: membrane. Gene Ontology annotation, biological process: transmembrane transport. The coding region runs from base 1 to 1641 and encodes 546 amino acids. The record is from RefSeq and is a predicted model, not a curated record. The transcript has 4 exons.